Alligator sinensis (Chinese alligator) is the source of this 1453-nucleotide messenger RNA. Its product is annotated as asialoglycoprotein receptor 1. Gene Ontology annotation, molecular function: signaling receptor activity. Lineage: Eukaryota; Metazoa; Chordata; Crocodylia; Alligatoridae. The transcript has 6 exons. The record is from RefSeq and is a predicted model, not a curated record. The coding region runs from base 1 to 651 and encodes 216 amino acids.
AUGGCCAAGGACUACCCGGAUUUCCAGCCCCUGGACGUGCAUGAGGAGCUGGGCCCGCACCUCCCAGCAGGGCCCUCCCCCUCCCACGCCAUGGCCUGGACGCGCCUCCUGCCGCCUUCCCGCCUGGCACUGCUGGCACUGGUGCUGGGCUUAGGCCUGAGCCUGGGCAGCAUUGCCCUGAGCGUGCGCAGGCACAGCCUGGCACAGCGCCUAGGGCAGCUAGAGCACACGCUGGCCCGACUGGAGGCGGCGCAGGGGCAGGAUCGGGCCCACCAGUGGUGCCGGGCCCUGGGCGCCCGCCUCGUCGUCAUCAACACCCCCGCCGAGCAGCAAUUCGUGCAGCAGCACACAAUACCGACCUUUACCUGGAUCGGCCUCAGCGAUGCCAAGGGGAAGUGGGAGUGGGUCGAUGGGACCCCCUACAUCUUGGACCCCCGGGACUGGAGCCCAGGGCAGCCGGACAACUGGACAGGGCAUGGGCAAGGGGACGGGGAGGAUUGUGUGGUGGUGACAGAGGAGGGGCUCUGGAAUGAUGACAGAUGCUCUCGCGGCUUCCCUUGGGUGUGCGAGGUCACCUUGGACCCGCCCCUUGCAAGCCCCUCCCCCCAGGAGGCAGGGCCAGAUGGGGCCAGGUCCCACUCUCCUCCCUAGCCCAACCACAUCCCCUUCAAGAAAGGGAGAAGGGAGGGGGCUGAGUGACCUUGCCCCUCCCUCUCUGGCCAUGCCCCCUUCCCCUGGUCCUGGGGAGAGGGGAAGGGGGGGAGCUGGUUUGAAUUGGACUGGAUUGGAUGGCAAUUUGCAUAUAUUAUCAUAGGAGGGGGUGGAUUAAAUCCAGGUCACAUUGGGGCUGGAUCCACCUCUGGGUGCUCCCACUCGGGGACGCCACUAGGUUGGCCCACCUGGAGCUCUUGGUCCCUUCUCCCAGAGACCUGGGUCCCUUCUUGGACGCCUGGGUCCCCUCCCUGGACACUUGGGUCCCCUACGGCGGCAGCAUAGAUUGGGGCUGGAUCCAUGCCUGGGUGUGCCUACCCAGGGUCGCCGGUUCGGUUGUCCCACAUGGAGCUCUUAGUCCCUUCCCAACACUCACCUGGGUCCCUUCUUGGACACCUGCGUGCCUUUAUCCACCUGGACACCUGACUCCUCACCCCUAAUGCCUGGGUCUCCCAUGAUAGCAGGUCAGAUUGGGGCUGGAUCUAUCCCUGGGGCACCCACCCAGGGACCAUGGUUCAGUUGUCUCACCUGGAGCUCCCAGUCCCUUCUCCCAGAUGCCUGGGUUCCUUCUCAGACACCUGGGUCCCCUCAUCCACCCGGAUGUCUGGGUCCCCUUCUGGGUCCCCCUGGGUGCCUGGGUCCCCCAUGACGGCCAUGCUCCCUGUUGCAGGCAGUGGCAGCCAGGGCAGCCGGAUGACUGGACAGAGCACGGGCUGGGGGGCGGGGAGGACUGCGCCCACCU